AUGGAUUGCCUUGACGACGAUGUGUUUGGCGGUUAUCACGGUCCUGAUCAGCAAACUCGUGGUACUGAGGCGACUGACGUGGAACGACUCGAUCUUAUCCGCAGCCGUGGUAAGCUUCAGCGGGAAGCGACGAGUUUGAGGAUAUCUCCGUUAUUGACUUUUGCUGUUUUCAAGAUCUUCUCCAUCGCCUUCACCCUCACUCUCAACCAGCAAGUCAGUGGCGGGCUGGGCUCCCAACUGUCCACCCUCUCCGACGACCAAUAUGACCGGUUUCAAAAGGCCGGAUACGCCUGGAACAUAUUGUACAUUGUUGCGCUGGGCUUGGGCAAGUCCUCGACGCUGUCACUGCUGCUUGCGCUUUCCCCGAACAAAUCCUACCGCAUCCCCAUGCUGGCCGUGGGCGGACUGAUCGUGGCCUGGGCCGUCGCCUCCAUCAUCGCCAGCGCGUUCCAAUGCUCGCUACCCCACCCCUACCUCAUUACGACAAACACCUGCUUCAGCCAGGUCGGAUUCUGGGACGCCGUGGGCGUCAUCGACAUUUUGACUGAUGUUGCGCUCAUGGUCCUCCCCGUCUGGCUCGUCCACAACCUGCAACUCGCCCUGCAGAAGAAGAUUGCCGUCUGUUUCGCCUUCUCGUUCCGAACUCUGGCCGUGGCGUGCACGGUCUGGCGCAUAAGCGAGAUGCACCGCUUCUUCGACCGCGGCACGGACGUGACGUUCGAGAGCUGGCUCCCGACCAUCGCCACAAUCCUGGAAGUCUUCUUCAGCGUCUUUUCGGCCUGCGUGCCCCACUUGCGACCGUUCAUGGAAUCCAUCCAGGCCGGGUACCUCUCCGGAAUGAUUCAGGAAGGGGGCGGCCGCUUCGGCUACGGCAACGACAGCUACCUGAUGGGCAAGAUGGCGCAAAGCAAGGCCGUGUCAGCGAUCCGGAGUCAAGCUCUGAAAUCCGAAGUCCGAGGCGAGAGCUUCGACCUGCCCAGGCAGGGCAUCACGCUGGGCCAGAUAAACGACUCGACGGACCGGCACGGCAUCGGACGGGCGAUAAGCAGCAACCGCGUCGUGGUCAACAAAGUCUCUGCGGGCAAGCCCGAGAAGGACCUCAGCUCCGAGCGGAAUCGCAGCGAUAGUAUUGGCUCGGACGGCGCCAGGAGCCACGGCAGCGAUGGCAGCAAAGCCAUGAUCAUCAAGACGACAAAGGAGUGGAGUAUCAGUUAUCAGGACGCGUAG
Molecule: messenger RNA, 1227 nt
Organism: Cladophialophora yegresii CBS 114405
Lineage: Eukaryota; Fungi; Ascomycota; Eurotiomycetes; Chaetothyriales; Herpotrichiellaceae
Exons: 1
Coding region: 1-1227 (408 amino acids)
Source: RefSeq, a predicted model, not a curated record